Capsella rubella is the source of this 1753-nucleotide messenger RNA. RefSeq names its product protein ASPARTIC PROTEASE IN GUARD CELL 2. Gene Ontology annotation, biological process: proteolysis. The record is from RefSeq and is a predicted model, not a curated record. Gene Ontology annotation, molecular function: aspartic-type endopeptidase activity. Bases 115 to 1542 code for a protein of 475 amino acids. The transcript has a single exon. Lineage: Eukaryota; Viridiplantae; Streptophyta; Magnoliopsida; Brassicales; Brassicaceae.
CUCAAAAUCCAAGAAGAAGAGAGAGUGUGAGAGAGAGAGAGAGAGAAGCUCUUCUUCUUCUUCUUCUUCUUCUUCAGGCUCACACACGGGUUUUGGCAUUUGGCGUUGUAAACAAUGCUUCUCCCUCUCUUCUUCUUCUUCUUCUUCCUCCUCUUCCAUCUCCAUCUUUCUUCUUCUUCUUCUUCAAUCUCCUUCCCUGAUUUUCAGAUCAUCGACGUUUUACAACCUCCUCUCUCCGUCACCUCUACUCUUCCCAACGACACCCAUUUCUCCGACGACUCCAACUCCAAGUACACUCUCCGUCUUCUCCACCGCGACAGAUUCCCUUCUGUCUCUUACCGUAACCACCACCACCGUCUCCAUGCUCGUAUGCGCAGAGACUCUGACAGAGUCUCCUCCCUUCUCCGCCGCAUUUCUGGCAAAGUUGUCUCUUCUUCUUCUUCUUCUUCCGAUUCCAGAUACCAGGUCGACGAUUUUGGCUCCGAUGUCGUUUCCGGUAUGGAUCAAGGCAGCGGCGAGUACUUCGUCAGAAUCGGCGUCGGAAGCCCCCCCAGAGAUCAGUACAUGGUCAUUGAUUCCGGUAGUGAUAUGGUUUGGGUUCAGUGUCAGCCUUGCAAGCUCUGUUACAAACAAUCCGACCCGGUUUUUGACCCGGCUAAAUCCGGCUCUUACACCGGAGUCUCUUGCGGCUCUUCCGUCUGCGACCGCGUCGGAAACUCCGGCUGUCACUCCGACGGGUGCCGUUACGAGGUCAUGUACGGGGACGGGUCUUACACGAAGGGCACAUUGGCUCUCGAAACGCUCACGUUUGCUAAGACGGUGGUUCGAAACGUUGCCAUGGGAUGUGGCCACCGAAACAGAGGGAUGUUUAUCGGAGCAGCUGGUUUGUUAGGUAUCGGAGGCGGUUCAAUGUCGUUUGUGGGUCAAUUGAGCGGUCAAACCGGCGGUGCGUUCGGUUAUUGUUUAGUGAGCCGAGGCACCGACUCGACCGGUUCAUUGGUGUUCGGGAGGGAAGCUUUACCCGUUGGAGCCUCGUGGGUACCGCUGAUCCGUAACCCACAAGCUCCGAGUUUCUACUACGUUGGGCUCAAGGGCCUCGGCGUCGGAGGCGUCCGGAUUCCUCUACCGGAUGGCGUUUUCGACCUGACCGAAUCCGGCGACGGUGGCGUGGUCAUGGACACAGGGACCGCCGUCACGAGGCUUCCCACGGCUGCUUACGCCGCGUUCCGCGAUGGGUUUAAGUCGCAGACGGCGAAUUUGCCGCGGGCGUCGGGGGUAUCGAUAUUCGACACGUGUUAUGAUCUGUCCGGGUUUGUCUCGGUAAGAGUCCCGACAGUGUCGUUCUAUUUCACGGAAGGUCCGGUUUUGACAUUACCGGCGAGGAAUUUUCUGAUGCCGGUGGAUGAUUCGGGGACAUACUGUUUUGCGUUCGCGGCGUCUCCGACGGGUCUGUCGAUAAUAGGGAACAUACAACAGGAAGGGAUCCAAGUCUCUUUCGACGGAGCCAAUGGCUUUGUUGGUUUUGGCCCCAACGUUUGCUAGCGGUUAAAAUUAGAUAUUAAUUACGAUUUUUGUUUGCUAGUAAAGUAAAAAAGCUUUUGUCUCAGUCUAAACUAUAUAUUGUCUCUUUUUUUUUUUUUAUAAGUAAUUAGUUUGGUUUUGAGUUUUCUUUAAUAAAUCUGAUUAGUAUAGAGAUUUACAAACAAAAAAUGUACAUUAUAUGUUUUGACCAAGUAUGUCUUUUGAUUUCUGA